AUAUUUCGAAAUUGAUUUUCGAAAGCAAAUCAACAAAAAAAUUUCCUUCCUGAAAUUUUAUUUUGUUUUUAAAAAUUUAGUAAGAAAACUUUUAAAAAAAGUGUUUAAGACAUUUAAUUCCACUUUAUCAAUAACUUGAUAAGAUAUUUAACUUGAAUGCAGUUUUAUAAAAGUUCUAUUUGAGUGAUUAAUUGAAUAAUUAGAAACGCCCCAAUUAACAAUCCAAGAUGACUAUGGCAGACAUUGUUGGAUCCAUCGCUGCUCGAUGGGAUCCUAAAAAUCUAGAAAUCCGUACAAUGAGUGUUGAAAAAACUCUCGAGCCUUUGGUGCUUCAAGUUACAACUCUUGUGAACAGCAAAUCAACAAGCAAAAAGAAGAAAGGUAAAUCAAAGCGUGCAUCGGCUCUUGUUGCUGCUGUUGAGAAAGCAACUGAAAACUUCAUUGAACGUGGAGAACAAAUUGCAUACGAAAAUCCAGACAUCACUCAGGAAAUGUUAGCUGCUGUUGAUGAAGUGCGAAAAACUGGACUGGCAAUGAGUGUAGCAGCUCGUGAAUUCAGCGAAGAUCCUUGCAGCUCAUUAAAGCGCGGAAACAUGGUUCGUGCAGCUAGAAAUCUUCUUUCUGCAGUUACUCGCUUGUUGAUUCUCGCAGACAUGGUUGACGUGCAUCUUUUACUCAAAUCUCUUCAUGUUGUUGAAGAUGAUUUAGAUAAGUUGCGUGACGCAUCAAGUCAAGAUGAGUUGAUGAGUAAUAUGCGUCAAUUCGGUCGUAAUGCUAAUGAAUUAAUAAAACAAGCAGCAAAACGUCAACAAGAGUUGAAAGAUCCACAAUUAAGAGAUGACUUAGCAGCUGCUCGUGCUAUUCUCAAGAAACAUUCAACAAUGUUGCUCACAGCUUCAAAAGUCUACGUUCGUCAUCCUGAAUUGGAUCUUGCAAAGAUCAAUCGUGAUUACGUUUUAAAACAAGUUUGCGAAGCUGUCAAUACAAUCAGCGAUGUUGCACAAGGAAAAGCUUCAGCACCUCAAGAUUCCUUUGCAGGUGCUGGUGAACUUGCUGCUGCUCUUGAUGACUUCGAUGAGGGAAUCAUUAUGGAUCCAUCAGCUUAUAAUGAAAUGCGCUCACGACAAUUGCUAGAAGAACGUUUGGAAAGCAUCAUCAGCGCUGCUGCAUUAAUGGCUGACGCUGACUGCACUCGAGAUGAGCGACGUGAACGAAUUGUUGCUGAAUGCAAUGCUGUUCGUCAAGCUCUUCAAGAUUUGUUAUCUGAAUACAUGUCGAAUAUGGGUACAAAAGAUCGUGGCCCGGAAUUAGAACGAGCUAUCGGUCAAAUGUAUCGUAAAACAAAAGAUCUUCGUCGUCAAUUACGUAAAGCUGUUGUUGAUCAUGUUUCCGACUCAUUCCUUGAAACAAAUAUGCCGUUGUUAGAUCUGAUUGAAGCUGCACGUUCUGGUAAUGAGAAGAAAGUUCAUGAACGUGCUGAAAUCUUCACAAAACAUGCUGAAAAGUUGGUGGAAGUUGCUAACUUGGUGUGCAGUAUGUCAAACAAUGAAGAUGGAGUUAAAAUGGUUCGUUACGCAGCAGCGCAAAUUGAGACUCUUUGUCCACAAGUUAUCAAUGCUGCUUUGAUCUUAGCCGCACGACCAAACUCGAAAGUCGCACAAGAAAACAUGGAUUCGUAUCGACAAGCAUGGGAGAAUCAAGUUCGCAUCUUAACAGAAGCUGUCGAUGAUAUCACAACAAUUGACGAUUUCCUGGCAGUUUCUGAGAAUCACAUCUUGGAAGAUGUCAACAAAUGUGUGCUGGCAUUGCAAGAAGGCGAUGCUUCAGAUUUGCGUAACACUGCUGGUGCAAUUCAAGGACGUUCUGCACGUGUUUGUCAUGUCGUUGAAGCUGAAAUGGACAAUUACGAGCCGUGCAUUUACACAAAACGUGUCAUGGAAGCUGUAAAAGUUUUACGCGAUCAAGUCAUGUCUAAAUUUGCUCAACGUGUUGAUGUUGCUGUCAAUGCUUUAUCAAGCAAUUCUGCAAAGGAAGUCGACGAAAAUGAUUUCAUUGAUGCAUCGCGUUUGGUUUAUGAUGGCGUUCGUGAGAUUCGUCGCGCUGUUUUAAUGAAUCGCAGUUCUGAAGAACUUGACACAGAUACAGAAUUUGAACCAGUUGAAGAUAUGACACACGAAACACGAAGUAGAUCGAGUGCACAUACUGGCGAUACAGCAAUUGAUGAAUAUCCUGACAUUAGUGGAAUCACCACAGCCAGAGAAGCGAUGCGAAAGAUGAAUGAAGAAGAUAAACAAAAAAUUAUGCAACAAGUUGAACUUUUCCGUCGUGAAAAACUGACUUUUGAUUCGGAAGUUGCUAAGUGGGAUGACACUGGUAAUGACAUCAUUUACUUGGCGAAGCAUAUGUGUAUGAUUAUGAUGGAAAUGACAGACUUUACGCGUGGUCGUGGACCGUUGAAGACAACAAUGGAUGUCAUCAAUGCUGCUAAGAAAAUUUCCGAAGCUGGAACAAAAUUAGACAAGUUGACAAGGGAAAUUGCUGAUCAAUGCCCGGAAAGUUCAACGAAAAAAGAUUUGUUAGCAUAUUUACAACGAAUUGCUUUGUAUUGCCAUCAAAUUCAAAUCACAUCAAAGGUCAAAGCUGAUGUUCAAAAUAUUUCUGGAGAAUUGAUUGUAUCGGGCCUUGACAGCGCAACAUCUUUGAUUCAAGCUGCUAAGAAUCUUAUGAAUGCUGUGGUUUAUACUGUCAAGUAUUCGUAUGUCGCUUCAACGAAGUAUACAAGACAAGGAACCGUAUCGUCACCAAUCGUGGUCUGGAAGAUGAAAGCACCUGAAAAGAAACCACUCGUAAGACCAGAAAAACCUGAAGAAGUUCGUGCUAAAGUUCGUCGUGCAUCACAAAAGAAAACUCAAAAUCCAGCACAUGUUUUAUCUGAAUUCACAAGUGUAAACGAUACAGUUUAAAAUAAAAUUACGUAAGUUUAAAUCACAACUUAAAUUUCAUCCUUUCAUGGCCUAGAAGUUAAGUAAAUUAUAAUAGAAAAGUAUUUAGAGAUAUAAUUAAGAAAAACUUUUUCUUCAAUUGCUUUGGAAAUGUAAAAUUUUUCAAUUUCGUCUUUAAAGAUUAAACGUUUAAAGUCGAUUUUCCCGAAACAAAAGUUUACAUUCUCUAAGUCGUUAUUUUCCCCUCUAAAUAAAUAUCACAGCACAAGAAAAUUCAUUAAAUAAUUUAAGAAAAUAAAUCUUUUUACAACAUUUUGAUUGCUUUAGAUAUUUUCCUACCGAUAAAAGUAUUUCGUAAUCUUUAUCGUCUUUUACUUUCGAGCAUCAAUUAAUUCCAUUUUCAUAGAAUGAAAAACUUUCUCUACUCGUAAUUUUAAACAAUCAAUUACUUAUUUACAUAGAUGCGUAACAAACAUGUUAAAGUCUUUCUACUUACAUUUAGGAGGAUUUUUAUCAAGACAAGCAACAUCAAAUAAAGAAAUAAUUAUAGCAUAGUUGGAUAAGAUUUUGAAAUUUUAUUAUAAUCAAAGUGUAGACAAAAGAAAUUUUUUCUUGUAUAAUGAAAGGAAAUUUAUGGAAACAUAAAAUGAUAUGAAUAAUUAAGUAAAUAAAGAAUGAAUACUAAAGGAAAUGAAG
Molecule: messenger RNA, 3638 nt
Organism: Clunio marinus
Lineage: Eukaryota; Metazoa; Arthropoda; Insecta; Diptera; Chironomidae
Source: the annotation of a GenBank genome assembly